Messenger RNA from Setaria italica (foxtail millet), 1388 nucleotides. Its product is annotated as glutathione S-transferase 4. Lineage: Eukaryota; Viridiplantae; Streptophyta; Magnoliopsida; Poales; Poaceae. Gene Ontology annotation, cellular component: cytoplasm. The record is from RefSeq and is a predicted model, not a curated record. The coding region runs from base 562 to 1227 and encodes 221 amino acids. Gene Ontology annotation, molecular function: glutathione transferase activity; glutathione binding. The transcript has 5 exons.
AUUGUUUAUAACUAUCCCAAAGAAAUAAAAGCAUUUUAUAUGAGGCUCAAUGAUGAUCAGAAGACUGUUUCUGCUAUGGAUGUUCUUGCGCCACAGGUUGGUGAAUUGACUGGUGGAAGCCAGAGGAGCAUCUAGAUGUCCUGAAACAGAGAAUUUUGGAUGCGGGAUUGCCCAUCACCCCUGAUGCGAGCUAGUCUGCUUCAUGGCGAGGCGGUGACCUCGACGUGCAGGGUGCCAGGGUAGAGUGCCCAUCACCCCUGACGCGAGCUAGUCUGCUUACGCAAGCAGCGACGUCACAAGUGUAGUAAAAGGCCUCGUUGACCCACGACCAAUCCACCGCUUCCUCUAGCACCUUCUUCCCCGAGCACCGGCAGGCAGCAGCGAGAUCUAGGCAGCAGCCAUCGCUCCUCUUCUCCCCCCUGCUCCUGUAUAAAUAGCAGCAGGCAGGGGCAACCAAUUCCAUCAACUCGUAUCAUCGUUGAUAUCUCUUGCAGCGUUGGGUCUCUGUCACACACACAGGAAGCACAGGAAGCUAAGCUAGCAGUCGCGAGAGAGCGAGCGAUGGCGCGGCCCAAGGUGUACGGGUGGGCGAUCUCGCCGUUCGUGUCGCGCGCGCUGCUGGCGCUCGAGGAGGCCGGCGUGGACUACGAGCUCGUCCCCAUGAGCCGCCCGGACGGCGACCACCGCCGCCCGGAGCACCUCGCCAGAAACCCUUUCGGUCAGGUGCCCGUUCUUGAGGACGGCGACCUCACGCUCUUCGAAUCCCGAGCGAUCGCAAGGCACGUGUUCCGGAAGCACAAGCCGGAGCUCCUGGGCGCCGGCAGCCUGGAGCACUCGGCGAUGGUGGACGUGUGGCUGGAGGUGGAGGCGCACCAGCUGCACCCGGCGGCGGGCGGCGUCGUGGUCGAGUGCGUCUUUGCGCCGCUCCUCGGCCGCGCGCGCAACCAGGCGGCCAUCGACGAGAACCUCGGGAAGCUCAAGAAGGUGCUGGAGGUGUACGAGGCGCGGCUGAGCCAGAGCAGGUACCUCGCCGGCGACUUCCUCAGCGUCGCCGACCUUAGCCACUUCACCAUAAUGCACUACUUCAUGGGCACCGAGUACGCCGCGGUGGUGGAGGCGCUCCCGCACGUCAGGGCGUGGUGGGAGGAGCUCGCGGCCCGGCCGGCGGCCAGGAAGGUGGCCGAGUUCAUGCCGCUCGGCGCUGGGCUCGCCAAGAAAGACGAGUGAUCGACGAAGUAGUGAACUAGUGAUGUGUUGUGCUUAAUUUCCUUGAUGUGUUGUGCUUAAUUUCCUUCGAGUGCACUUUUGAGUUUGUAUUCUCUUUACGUUGCUUCCAUCUUCACAUGAAUAAAAAUUUCUAGCGUGUACGUCGUGUUUAAAAAAAUAUA